Molecule: messenger RNA, 6040 nt
Organism: Equus caballus (horse)
Lineage: Eukaryota; Metazoa; Chordata; Mammalia; Perissodactyla; Equidae
Gene: IREB2
Product: iron responsive element binding protein 2
Biological process (GO): citrate metabolic process; tricarboxylic acid cycle
Cellular component (GO): cytosol; mitochondrion
Molecular function (GO): 4 iron, 4 sulfur cluster binding; aconitate hydratase activity; iron-responsive element binding
Source: RefSeq, a predicted model, not a curated record
CCUUCCUUCCUCCCUAGCCAGUCCGCCCGCCUUCUUCCCCCUCUUCCCCGCCCGGCCUCCCCCGCCUUCCCCUGCGGGCCCCCUCCCCGCAGGGAUAAUAUGGUCUCCGGCGAUGGACGCCCCAAGUGCAGGAAACACCUUUGAGUACCUUAUUGAAACUUUAGAUGACAGUUCACAUAAGAAGUUCUUCAAUGUACCUAAACUUGGAGGCACCAAGUAUGAUGUUCUGCCUUACUCAAUACGGGUCCUGUUGGAAGCUGCUGUGAGAAAUUGUGAUGGCUUUUUAAUGACAAAGGAACAGGUUAUGAACAUUUUAGACUGGAAAACCAAACAAAGCAAUGUCGAAGUGCCCUUUUUCCCUGCCCGUGUUCUUCUUCAAGAUUUUACUGGAAUACCGGCAAUGGUGGAUUUUGCUGCUAUGAGGGAGGCAGUGAAAACUCUUGGAGGGGAUCCUAAGAAAGUCCAUCCUGCCUGUCCUACAGAUCUCACGGUUGACCAUUCGUUACAAAUUGACUUCAAUAAAUGUGCAAUACAGAAUGCUCCAAAUCCUGGAGGUGGUGACUUGCAGAAAGCAGGAAAGCUCUCUCCACUUAAAGCGCAGCCUAGAAAGCUUCCCUGCAGAGGCCAGACUGCCUGCCGAGGAUCGUGUGAUUCUGGAGAACUAAGCCGAAACUCAGGAAAAUUUUCUUCGCAGAUUGAGAAUACACCCAUUCUGUGUCCUUUUCAUUUGCAACCAGUGCCUGAGCCUGAAACAGUGUUAAAAAAUCAAGAAGUAGAAUUUGGCAGAAAUCGAGAGAGGCUUCAAUUUUUCAAGUGGAGUUCAAGAGUUUUUAAGAAUGUGGCUGUAAUCCCUCCUGGAACUGGAAUGGCUCAUCAAGUAAACUUAGAAUAUUUGUCGAGAGUGGUUUUUGAAGAAAAGAACCUCCUCUUCCCAGACAGUGUCGUUGGCACAGAUUCUCAUAUAACCAUGGUGAAUGGUUUGGGGAUUCUGGGGUGGGGGGUUGGAGGCAUCGAAACAGAAGCAGUUAUGCUUGGUCUGCCAGUUUUUCUUACUUUGCCAGAGGUGGUUGGAUGUGAGUUAACUGGCUCAUCAAACCCUUUUGUUACAUCCAUAGAUGUUGUUCUUGGCAUUACAAAGCACCUCAGGCAAGUAGGAGUGGCUGGAAAGUUUGUUGAGUUUUUUGGAAGUGGAGUUUCACAAUUAUCUAUAGUGGAUCGAACUACAAUAGCAAACAUGUGUCCAGAAUAUGGUGCUAUCCUCAGCUUUUUCCCUGUUGAUAAUGUGACAUUAAAACAUUUAGAACAUACAGGUUUUGACAAAGCCAAACUCAAGUCAAUGGAAACAUACCUUAAAGCUGUGAAAUUGUUUCGAAAUGACCAGAAUAAUUCAGGAGAACCUGAAUACUCCCAGGUGAUUCAAAUUAAUCUGAAUUCAAUAGUCCCAUCUGUCAGUGGUCCAAAACGACCUCAGGAUAGAGUUGCUGUGACAGAUAUGAAAAAUGAUUUCCAAGCUUGCUUAAAUGAAAAGGUUGGAUUUAAAGGCUUCCAAAUUGCAGCUGAAAAGCAAAGCGAUACUGUCUCUCUUCAUUAUGAAGGAAGUGAAUAUAAGCUGUCUCAUGGAUCUGUGGUCAUUGCUGCAGUUAUCAGUUGUACCAAUAACUGCAAUCCAUCUGUCAUGCUUGCUGCAGGUCUUUUGGCCAAAAAAGCUGUUGAAGCUGGUCUGCAUGUUAAACCUUACAUAAGAACAAGCUUAUCUCCAGGCAGUGGGAUGGUUACACAUUACCUCAGUUCGAGUGGAGUGUUACCAUAUCUGAGUAAGCUCGGAUUUGAAGUAGUUGGCUAUGGAUGUUCAACAUGUGUGGGAAAUACAGCACCCUUAUCAGAAGCAGUUUUAAAUGCAGUAAAACAGGGUGAUUUGGUUACUUGUGGAGUUUUAUCUGGAAACAAAAAUUUUGAAGGUCGUCUUUGUGAUUGUGUUCGUGCCAAUUAUCUUGCCUCUCCACCCUUAGUGGUAGCUUAUGCCAUAGCAGGCACAGUGAAUAUAGAUUUCCAGACAGAGCCUUUAGGUACUGACUCUACUGGCAAGAACAUUUACCUGCAUGAUAUUUGGCCUAGUCGAGAAGAAGUUCAUCAGAUAGAGGAAGAACUUGUUAUAUUAUCCAUGUUUAAAGCAUUAAAAGAGAAAAUAGAGAUGGGAAAUAAACGUUGGAAUUCCUUAGAAGCACCAGAUUCGGUUUUGUUUCCGUGGGACUUAAAGUCUACUUACAUCAGAUGUCCUUCAUUUUUUGAUAAGCUUACCAAAGAGCCAGUUGCACCCCAGCCCAUUGAAAAUGCCCAUGUCUUGUUAUACCUGGGAGACUCUGUCACAACAGACCAUAUAUCACCUGCUGGAAGCAUUGCUAGGAGUAGUGCUGCUGCUAAGUAUUUGACAAACAGAGGCCUUACCCCUCGUGAAUUCAACUCUUACGGAGCCCGAAGAGGUAAUGAUGCUGUGAUGACAAGAGGCACUUUUGCAAAUAUCAAGCUGUUCAAUAAGUUUAUUGGAAAACCAGCUCCUAAAACAAUUCAUUUUCCAUCAGGACAGACGCUAGAUGUAUUUGAGGCCGCAGAGCUGUAUCAGAAAGAAGGUAUCCCACUGAUUAUUUUAGCAGGAAAGAAAUAUGGUUCAGGAAAUUCAAGAGACUGGGCUGCGAAAGGACCAUAUUUGCUGGGUGUGAAAGCUGUUUUGGCUGAAAGUUAUGAAAAAAUUCACAAAGAUCAUUUGAUUGGAAUUGGCAUAGCUCCGCUUCAGUUCCUUCCAGGAGAAAAUGCAGAUUCCUUGGGCCUCUCUGGCAGAGAAACAUUUUCUUUAAAAUUUCCUGAAGAAUUGUCUCCUGGAAUUACAUUAAAUAUGAAGACAAGCACUGGAAAAGUAUUCAGCGUGAUUGCUUCGUUUGAAAAUGAUGUGGAAAUAACAUUGUACAAACAUGGAGGAUUACUAAACUUUGUGGCACGAAAAUUCUCAUAGUAUCUACUCACUAAGGAUACCUUUCAUAAGUCGUAACUGUAAACAAAGCCUUGUGUGCUGGACCCAGGAAUCCUUACCAUGGAGCUGCAGAUGGUCCCAGUAUGCUCUCUUAUCUCAUCCAUGGGUGUAAAUGAUUAUGAAUCAACGCAGUGACUGAAAUGAAAUCUUCUUGAUUUUAAAUAAUAUACGAAUGGUGCUAUUAACAUUGCUAAAAUCAACGUGUAAAGUGUGUUGUGGAUGAGACCUGUAAGUAUGGGGGGGAGGGUAUUUUAUCAGACCAUUUUGUAAAUAAAGGCAGAAUUUGAAUUUGUGUUGAAGAUUCUUAUAUGAAUAACCUUCCUGAAGUCAUCUAUUUAGUUUUGCACCUAUAAAACUGUAUACUGCUGUUUGUUGGUUUAAGAGUAGCAGAUUGAAAUAUAAGAAGCCAGAUUAGACUCUGAAAUUGUGUAAGUUCAAAUCUGAUUUAUAAAUGGGCUUUCAGAUGUAUUCAUUCCUUUUCAACAUGGAGCUGGACAUAGUUGGCAUUCUUAGUUUGUAAUAUAAGCCAGGGUUAUCCUCAGUCUCAGCCUAAGUGCAAGGGAUGGAACCUGCCCCAGACACAAUCAUUUUCUCCAAUCCAGCCAAGGUUUCCUCCUCAUCUGAAGAUGGACCAUUUAUCACAGAAUACAGCUGAUUGUGUAGCACCAUGUAUUAACAGUAGAAAUAUGUAUCACAUAUGCAGCCCUUAAGUUUUCGGUAAUUUGCUACUGUGACCCUCUCUGGCAAGCCUCAGAUGGCAUUAUAUUAAUUGGAUUAGACUAUUUUGCUCACCUUAUGUGAUACUGUAACUUUAUAUUUUAGGUUUCAUUAACCAAAAUUCCACAUUCAUUUAUAGUCGCUAAAGAGAACUUUAUUUAAUCAUUAAUCACUAAAGUGAUUUUCCUCUAGACUUUUAUCCACCCUAAAUUAUGUGGUUCCUCAACCCUAAGCAUUUUUUUAAAUGUUGGUUACUUCUUAAUUAUUUAAAUAGAUUUCCUGUCAUUUUGAAUCAUUGUUUUAUCUAGGAUGCAUGAUUCUAUUAAUUUUGUUAUGUUUUUGUUUUAACCAAAGCUGACCAUCAGGAUAAAACAGUUAAAUUGCUACUGUCUGAGUACCAUAUUUUCUCUAUAUCAUGUCUGUUGACCACAUCAAAUGUUCUGGCAACAAGAAGUUUGGCAACUUUUAAGAAAAAGGUUGGAUAACUAAUUCCAGAAAGACCUAUACCUGUUUGUUUUUUAAAUUAAGAAAUUAAACUUAGCAGCCAAAAGGUUAAUUUUUAUUUUUUUUUCUCACAUGGAAAUCUUCAUAUGACCUAGUUAAGUUACUGUGAUUCAGAAUUAGCUCACAUUGCACAGAAUAAAGAAUUGUUUGUUUUAAGCUAAAAUGCUGAAACUACCAAACCAGUGGGUAAAGACCACUGAGAACUUUGCACAUAGCAGUUAUACAAUCUUGUGAAAAUAUUCUGCAAAUAUGUGCUUAGACAAUUAGAUGGACUAGAGUUUGACAAAAUGAUUUCCCUUCUUUAAGUUUUUUAUAAAUAUUUUCUUUGGUACUUUCAAAUCAUAUUGUGUUUUUUGAUAUUAUGCUGUGUAUAUGUCAGUGCAUGUGUUCUUGAUUUACAUGAAAACAUGAGGUAGGGAGGGAGAAUUUACAAGUUGAAUGUUAAAAUAUCUGUUAUAUGCUUUGAAGAAAUGAUAAUUCCAGAUUGUAUGUGUGUGGGAAACAUCUGUAUUAUUUUUAAGUCAUACUAUAACAUGUAGCCUUUGGGCUGAAGAGUGGGCAUCAUCAUAAACGGCUGAUCCAGGAGAUGAAGAUGCUAAAGCAAGCCAGCUAUGAAUUAAGCAUUUAAUUUUCCAGUCUACCUAGUCCAGUAAUAGUACAAGCAAAUCUUGUGUUUCAGGAAUAAAAUCAAGGUCCUCUUAAUCUCUCAUAUACAGUGAUCCAAAAAGCUCGAUAAGCAUAGUUGUCAACUGAGGAGGAGAGUCAUGGAUGUUAUGUUCUAGUGUGUACCUUAGAAUUCUGCCUCUAGCCAAAUUCUCUGUUUGCAAUAAUGUGGCAUCUGUUGGUUUUUAUUGUUUUACUUUUCUCCUUUGUUGACUAUAUCUGGGUAAUUUUGUGUUUAUAAAAACACACAAAUAUCAUGGAAAGGAAGUAUAAUAGGCACAUGAGAGAAGCAAAUCAGUGUUGUGAAUUUAAAGUAUAAUUUCAAAGGUCAUUAUCAACAGCAGCAUUUUUUGUUUAUCUUUUAAAAACCAUUGUUACCAAUUACCAUAUUUCAUGCCUUGGGUUUUGCUACUCCUAUAAAAUGAAACCAGUGAAAAUGUCAUCCAACCACUGAAUUGCCAUUAGUACACUUAAAAGGUUUCCAAGAUGACAGUUGUCAUUUCCUCUUUUAUCUCCAAGCUGACAUUUGAAUGAGAGGAAUCAGAAUCUGUUUAGCCAGAUUGCUCAGUUUUUCACUGGUCAUCAAACUUCAGUGGUACUAAGGGAAAAAAGUACAGCUAAGACCUAAAUCAGAGUCAUAGUUGUUUGCAUAUAUGGUAACAGUGUUGUGUGCAUUCGCCUUCUCUGAUGAGUGACAGGAUGAGGAGAAAUUAUUUUGACUGACAUUUUUCUAUGGUUGAAUUAAGACACCUUUCUUUUUUGCCUUUAGGUUUAGGAGACGGCACUAAGAUACUGGAGGUUCACUCUAUCUUAGUUUGAUUUGGAGUAACAAAAGAGAGGGGAAGGAGAUGGACUUAGGCUUUCUUCAGUGGCUUCUUCCCCUAGAGUGUGAUAGUGCCGAUGUUUCUAUCAAUUUUACACAUAAUGUGUGACUAUGAAACUGUAUGUCUCACUUAAGUAACUAAAUCAUUGUCUAAUAGUUAAAGCCAACAACACAGUGUAACAGUUUUAAGUUCAAUAAUAUUAAGUAUUGUAUAGAAAUAUAUUGGAGGCAAAGUUCAGUUGAUGACAAUUGUGUAUAUGUUAUUGAUGCUGUAAAUUAUUUUUAAUAAAGAAAAUUGUAUUAUCACA